This is a messenger RNA of Kazachstania africana CBS 2517, 2655 nucleotides long. It is a transcript of the gene ZDS2, whose product is annotated as Zds2p. The coding region runs from base 1 to 2655 and encodes 884 amino acids. NCBI's taxonomy places the organism in Eukaryota, Fungi, Ascomycota, Saccharomycetes, Saccharomycetales, Saccharomycetaceae. The record is from RefSeq and is a predicted model, not a curated record. The transcript has a single exon. Gene Ontology annotation, biological process: positive regulation of G2/M transition of mitotic cell cycle; establishment of cell polarity. Gene Ontology annotation, cellular component: cytoplasm; cell septum.
AUGACUCAAGAUGGUACAAUUCAUAAUUCAAUUCAAAUCAGAAAGAGAUCAAAGACAGACGAUACAAAUAAUGUAGAAUCACUGAGGAAUAAAAGAAAAUCAGAAGUAUUAAUCGCUGCAAGGUCUAUUGAUAACGAAGUUAGAAAUGUUAAAAACUUGAAAAGAUUAUCUAUAGGCUCCAUGGAUCUACUGAUUGAUCCUGAAUUGGAGUAUAAAGUAUCGCACGUUAAUACAAAUGAUGAUCUUAAUAAGAGAAAAUCUUGGACACCAGAUUCUACAACUUUUACAGGUACUAAAGUCAAUACAAGGCCCAAGAGUAAAAGCUUCGGCACUCACAUUCAUGACCCUCCGUUGGUUAGAAUCAAUAACAAUUCAGAUAGCAGCUCGAGUGACGAAGAGGAAGAUGACAGCAUUGAUAUAACUCGUACCGAGUAUUUGCAUGAUCAAACAACUUUACAAAGUCAAAGAAAACUACCGAAACAUAGAAAUCUUAGUGGUAUAAACUCAUCCAGACAGAGUUCGAGGAAAUUGUCUAAUGAUCGAACAGAUAAUGAAGAUAAAUUAAAAAAUAAUUUAUUGUGGGUUCCGGCAAGUAAACAUCCUAAUGUGAAACCACAAAACUAUAUUGAAUUGGUGCAAGAUACUUUACAACAUAUUCAUAUUGAUGACAGCAAGUCCAAUGACAACGAUAACAUCAAUAAGGAGAACGACGCGCAUUCCAGCAAGAAUGGCUCUUUAGUGCGAAGACCAUCACGUUUGAGAAAAUCUUAUACAGAGUAUGAAGAAGAGAAUUAUCAGGACGAUUACAACAGAAACAACAGUAAUGAUGAGGAAAAUCCGAACAUUGGUAACUUUAGAAGCUCAAAUAAAGGACGUUCCGUCUCCUUAAAAGAUAUAACUGAAGAACUAACAAAAAUUUCAAAUAAAGCUGGUCUAACUGAUUCUGAUGCAAUUACUUUGGCAAGAACUCUAAGCAUGACAGGCUCUUUUUCCAAUGGAACUGAUGACAUGGAACUUCUCUCGAAUUAUAGCGAUCAGCAAGAUAAUAAUUUUAAUAAUGAUGAACACUAUAAUAAAAAUGAUGACGAAUUUGCUUCUAAUAUGCUAAUGAAAAACGGUCUAACAAUUCCACAAAGAUCGUCACUAAGGAGAAGUAAAUUCAAUACCUACAGAGUGCGAUCAUCUUCAGCUCCUUCUAAUAUUCAUUCAAAACCGAUUAACUCAAAUAUCAAAGAACCUAAAACUUUCAAAUAUCCUUACAAUUCAAAAACAAGCAUUAAAAAAUCACCAGUAAAUCGAAGUAAUAACUACACAGAACCAGUUACCGAGUCUCCUGGAUCUAUUAGUGAUUUAUAUGAUCAUUACGCAUAUUCUAGUGUAGAUGAAGAAACCUCGAAUGCGACCAAUUUACAAGAAACUUCAAAUGAUGGAAGUAUUGAUUCAAAUGAAAGUUCUAAUGAUAGUGUCCUCGUUAAACCAUCUCAUUCAGAAUCAAUGAUUCAUGAAAAUUUUGAUGCUUUAGCUUCAGAUACUGUGACGGAUGGUUGGAGCAAUGUAAACAAUGAAAAUGCUCAUUUUCUUCAGAGGAACAACAAUAAUGGACGACUCAACGAUGAAUUGGUCAGUAAAGGCAAUCAAGAAUCUACUCAUUAUAACAAAACUAGAAGUAACCAUUCCAAGAAUCGCCAUAAACCAUUAUUUACUUCUACCAAUACUCCUAUGACUGCGAAAACUAAAAACGUAUCCAAGAAGAAGCAAACUUUGGAAGAGAAAAUUGUAAAAUUAUUCAAGAGGAAAGCUCAUCGUAGAACUUCCUCUUCUUCAGAAAACCAAAUUUUCGGCCAAGAGCCAUUGAAAGAGGAUGUACUUUUUGAGUAUACAACUGAAAGAGAAAAUUCAGCGGGUGACAACCUCGAGGGUCAUUCAAUCCACUCUCAUGAGAGCUUCAAAUCUUCAGAUAGUGAAACUAGUGACAAAGAACUUCCUUCUCUUCAACCUGCUGUUAGUGUAGUGAGUACGAAGAAAGAAUCAAACGCAUCUGCACCUCCUUCUUCAGCUUCCUCUUCUUCAUUAUCAUCAUCUUCUUCAACAGUUAUCCAAACGGUAGAGUUGGAAGGUGAUGAAUCACAAGAUGUCAGUUACGAAGCCCUAAAAGGAGAGGAUUUUAGAAAUCCAGAGUUAUCAUCAAGUGAAACCACGGCAGAACAAGAAAAAGAGUUGAAAUCCGCAAUAUCAUCCUUACCGCCUAGGAAAUUAACAUUUGACGAUGUUAAAAGGCCAGAAAAACCAAAUGCGCCAAUUCACUUUAGUGACAGUGCAUUCGGUUUCCCAUUGCCCAUGCUGACAACAUCAACAGUCAUUAUGUUUGAUCACAGGUUAGGCAUUAAUGUCGAAAGAGCCAUCUAUAGAUUGAGUCAUUUGAAGUUAAGCGAUCCCAAAAGAGAACUGAGGCAACAGGUUUUGCUGAGUAAUUUCAUGUAUGCUUAUUUGAACCUAGUCAAUCAUACACUUUAUAUGGAACAAGCAGCCGUUUCUUCAAACGAAAGUGACUAUGAGGAAGAUUUGGAAGAAGUAGAACAAGAAACAGGUGGGGUCGGUCGCUAUACUACAGCACACAAUGCAUCUGAUGGAACUAUUGUCAUACCAGAUAUGUGA